This is a messenger RNA of Cyphomyrmex costatus, 1145 nucleotides long. RefSeq lists its product as uncharacterized. The record is from RefSeq and is a predicted model, not a curated record. The transcript has 4 exons. Bases 138 to 1145 code for a protein of 335 amino acids. Lineage: Eukaryota; Metazoa; Arthropoda; Insecta; Hymenoptera; Formicidae.
GCGAUAUAGAAGAGUAUAGACGAGCGAUUUGAAGGCAAGUGAUUUUUCUCCUCCACUCUUUAUCCUUUUCGUCUUCACUCAUAAAAGUGAAAGUGGGUGAAAAAUUGUUUUAAUUGAACAAAUGUGUGCGAACAACAAUGAAUAGCAAGCGACGAUAUAAGCAGUAUUUGUUACCGGAUUCAAAUGUGGAAAUACCACGGACCACACUGUACAGGCAUAAGAAAAAAAGGAUGAAAAUACAAAUGCAAGAAAAUUCUGAGGAUUCUUCAGUUAGUGACAACGAGCGCGCGCGCGGCGAGAAUCAUGAUUACGUUCCUAAAUCAUCGAGUGCAAUGCACCGCAACUCUUCCACUACAAUUCAUGAAAAUUUAAGUAAUAUCAUGGAAGUUGGAGAAGAAAAUGUUAGUCGUGAUGAAACACCCUUCACAGAAGAGGAGUACUCUGAAGUAAUUACCAAAUCUAGCGAUGAUUCAAGUACCUCUGAGAGUGAUAAUGAUGCACCUCAUGAAAAAAUUCAUAAUAAUUUGAACUACAAUGAGCGCCAUGAUUCUCGACAACCUCAUGGCUUACCACACGACAAACAAUGGAGGGAAUAUGUAUGUGAAUGCCGUAAAACAACUUGCGGAGAAGCAUUACUAAUGUGUAUGACGAUAGGAAUGCGACAUAAUUUGUCAUGGGUCGCUAUUAUGGAUAUAUUGAAAAUGAUCAAUAAUAUAUUCGAUGUCCAUGUUGUUCCGGAUACCAAAUAUUAUUUGCAGAAACAUUUCCCAAUUGGAAUCGAAAACACUAUAAAGUACCAUGUGUUUUGUCCAACCUGUACAGAGUACAUAGGUGAAAAAAAUGAUAAUGAUAUACAUGAAUGCAACUGUGGAUCGCAAUUCAAAUCAGCUGAUAUAUUAAAAUGGUUUAUAGAAUUAAGCUUUGAAGAUCAGUUGCGUAAUUUGUUACAAAAUCGUAACAUACAAGAGAGUCUCAAUCAUACAUUUAAUCGUGAAGAAAAAGAUUCGGAAAAUCUUCAAGAUAUUUACGAUGGUCGAGGAUAUAAAAAACUUAAAGAUGUAUUAGGAACCAACAAGUGGAAUAUAACGUACACUUUUUCUACGGAUGGAUGCCAAUCGGCCAAUGCCAGUAACGUUUCAAUUUGA